Chara braunii is the source of this 2935-nucleotide messenger RNA. Lineage: Eukaryota; Viridiplantae; Streptophyta; Charophyceae; Charales; Characeae. The record is from the annotation of a GenBank genome assembly.
CGAUAGUUUGGGUCAAGUGGCUCAUUUUAUUUUACGUCAGAAAUGUAGCAGAUGUCAGAAAAGUAGCAGAUUUCUGAACAGUCACAGGUCGAGAAUGGAGGGAGUGUCGGAUGCAUACGUGAUGAUGAAGAUAGUUAGGCAAUAACAGUGGCACCUUUUCGCUGCUGAAGUUCCCUCUCUGAGUCAGGGGGAGAUUGCUGCCGAUUCAACGUUGGUGUGUAUAAGGAGAGGAGGAGGAGGUGGUAGGCAAAUCGAGCCGGGGGAGCGAAGGAAGUAAGGAUCGACUGCUCCCCCUUGGAUGUACAGAUGAUACAGAGUCGUUUCAGUUGGUGAUGCGCAGCUUGCUUUUUUUUUUCUCUCUCUAAUAUUUAUUAUUUUAAUAUUUUCGUAUUAUAGUUCAUGUUUGUGAUUUAUCUUGAUUCUUUUGCUGAGGCGGAGUUACUAUUGUGGAGUUGCCUAUGUUUCUUUUAACAGAAGAUUGUGUGCGUGAUUGCUCAAGCGAAUGCCAUGGGAUUUUAGUAUUUAACAGCAGAAUAGGCAACUGUCAGCCUAUGGAUGAUCAGUCGUUGCACCGGCAAGCGUCAGCCACUCGAAUAAGCACGAACCAGCGAACUCGUCACCAGAAGAAAUUACGAGCAUGCCUAUGUCUGUGAAUCCUGCAGAUGUAAUGAAAGAUGAAAGCUCACCUACCGGAAUGUAGGUUGGCGAAGGUUGCAGUACCAGUAGCCAUGCUGCAGCCACCCAUGUGUGGAACCACUUUCUGGGAAAAGAGGCAUACUGAUAAAAUUGCUCGAUUGGCGUAUAUAUGCCUGCUCGGCGUGAAGAAUGACAGGCAGGUUGACGAGUCGAUUGGUCGGGAGUAUUGAGGGAAUCGAUGGAGGUAAGAGAGACGUCCGAUCAAGUUGUUCGUCGAACGGACUUGGACUAGAGGGAGAAGCCGCUGGUGCAGAUGAUAUCUGAGGAUCAGACGAUCAGAUGACAUUUGAUGGAGUUCAGGAGGAAGGAUUCCGAAGGAACAGAAACUUGAUUACCUGCAAGAGCAACCGAAAUCUCGUCGGGAGAGAUCAUUGAUAUAGGGAGAAGGCUGUUCACACUCAAACACCAGAACCAUCUGCUCACAAGCAAGCAGCAAUCUGGCAGGAUUGUCUGUGUAUCGGUUUCCCUUCAACGUACAGUUCGCUUUUUGAAAGAGUGCCACAGCUGACUGCAGAAGUUUCAGUGUCACUUCUACGGAUAGCUCCUUUUCGUGUCGGUGUCACUUCUACAGGUAGUUCCUUUCAAAGAGUUUCAAACAGAUACAAGCUCACGGAAGUCCAGGUCAUGGCGAACCAUGGAAGGUAAGUUUUGCGAGGGGAUCUCGAUCAGGAAAGAGACAGCGUUUUCCUAUAUAUAUAUUGGGCUGAAUAAGAGCGCACAUAGGACUGGAAGUGGUGCAGUGGAAAGCGACACAACUGGAAGUGCCGCAGCGGAAAGCGACACGGAUUACGUGCAAUCUGAGAGCUCUGGUGGUGAAAGGAACAAGCAGGAAUGGUAGCAAGCUGAGGACAGCAAGCACUGUUCGGGACGUGCUAUGGGCAGCAUGGUGCAACCUGGAGGAAGUGCUAAGAAGGCAAGGGAGGAGAGAGUUGAUGGGGGGACAAGGAACAGAACACUGUGCAGGUGAUGAGGGCACUUCCAGGCAGAGAAUGGAGAGAGCAACUAGGAUGGGGAGAGAGGAUAGUGGAAGAGACACGAGAAGGAAUGAGAGCUCAGGGAAGUUGCAGGUAGUUUCAAUGCGGUUUCAUCAGGAGAGGUCGAGCGCAAAGGUGAGGCCUGGCGGUAGCAGAGCGAGUGGAAAAGGGGGAAGUGUGCAUCAAAUAAGAGGGCGAAUCGCGAUUUACGGUCAUGUCGAGGCAAACAGACAGAAGAGGUGAGACAGAGGAGAAGACAGGAAAAAGUGCAGAGGGGAAAUGAUAAGAAAAAGUGAUGGAUGUGAGAGCCUAGCAUGAUUACCAGGCAAGGGGAGAACGAAUCGAAAGCUUAUUCAGAAGUUUCAGCGGACAGGCAAAUGCUCGGAUCGGAAGUGCUCCAGUGUAAGUGAGCUUAGUGGAGCAAAGGAAGAGGAGGUGAGGUAGUGGAAGAGGAGGAGAGGAAGUGGAAGAGGAGGAGAGGAGGAGAUACUAGAAACAAGCAUCGAGAGGGGAAAUGAAAGGGAGUGAUGAAUGAGAGAGCCCAGCAUGAUUACCAGGGCAAAGGCAUUUCGGCGGCGAGGACGAAUGGAAACCUGCUGAAGUUUUGGAGGAAAAAGCCAAAUGAUGUGCUGCAAUAAAUGACCUUAUGGUGGAGUAACGGAUGCGACCUCGUCCUUGGGGACAUCCGUUAAAAUUGGAACGAUACAGAGAAGGGUAAAUUAGCAAAUGGGCCCUGCGCUGUUAAGGAGGACACGCAUAAAUCGGAAAUGGUCCAAAUUGGCAAAUUCAACAACAACAACAAGAAAAAAAAAAAAGAAGGAUGGGACCUCAGUACCACUUCUCCUAGCAUACCAUCGGGAGGGCACGCCUUGACAGAAAAGUGCCAGAGAUUCGUUGUUCCGACUUUUUUGUUCAUUAAAGUUGAUUAAACUUCAUUUAGUAUUAUAAUAAUAAUUAUAUCUACAAUUCUACAUGCGAAUGAUGUUGUUCAGCGAAAGUGCCUCAGGGGAGGAGGAGCCAGGAAAAGACGCAUCAGUUAAAUUAAAUCACUGACAGGAGCGGUGAGCAGAUUAGAGAUUCAAAGGCAGGGACAGACGUAAACGACCCGUGCCGGUCCGAUCCUACAUUGCGGAUUUCAGCCGCUCGUUGAUGAAGGUGAAUUACAUAGCCGUGUAGGGCUGCACAACUGAGCACUAGAUGGAGGGGUGAUAGUAGGUGUUUAAGGUCCUCUGGAUGAAGGAUGAAAAUAAAUUGCAUUAGAUCCG